GAUCGGGUCUCCGAGACAUACGUCUGUUUUGAUGCGACAUGUGAUGUAGCGUGUCAACCCACCACAAACGACAAAAUAAAUCACCACAUGCAUCACUAUAAACGGACAAAGCUGGAGAGAGCUCCACACAGAAAGUAGCGAGUCAAGCCGACACAGGCGACGGCAGUUUUCUAAACUGAGGUCCAGGCAUCAGCAGGCCUCGGAGAGCAACGGCAUGAUGGAAGGGGGAAUGCAACUGCUGAACCGAGAUGGCCACAGCAUCUCGCACAACUCCAAGAGGCACUACCACGACUCCUUCGUGUCUAUGAACCGCAUGCGUCAGCGGAGCUUGCUCUGCGACAUCGUGCUCCAUGUGGCCAACAAGGAGAUCAAAGCGCACAAGGUGGUGCUGGCCUCCUGCAGUCCGUACUUCCAUGCCAUGUUUACAAAUGAAAUGUCCGAGAGCCAUCAGACCCAUGUGACCUUGCAUGACAUUGACCCUCAGGCUCUGGAGCAGCUGGUGCAGUAUGCCUACACUGCUGAGAUCGUGGUAGGGGAAGGAAAUGUGCAGACCCUGUUGCCGGCAGCAAGUCUCCUGCAGCUCAACGGUGUGAGAGAUGCCUGCUGCAAAUUCCUCCUCAGCCAGCUGGACCCCUCCAACUGCCUGGGCAUCCGUGGCUUUGCAGACACUCACUCCUGCAGCGACCUGCUCAAGUCGGCCCAUAAGUACGUCCUGCAGCACUUCGUAGAGGUUUCCAAGACCGAGGAGUUUAUGCUGUUGCCACUGAAACAGGUGUUGGAUCUCAUCUCCAGCGAUAAUCUGAAUGUCCCAUCAGAAGAGGAAGUCUACAGAGCCGUGCUUAGCUGGGUCAAACACGACAUCGACGGGCGGAGGCAGCACGUGCCACGGCUGAUGAAAUGUGUGCGGCUACCGCUGCUGACACGAGACUUUCUGAUGAGCAACGUGGAUACAGAGCUGCUGGUGCGUCACCACUCCGAGUGCAAAGACCUGUUGAUUGAAGCGCUGAAGUAUCAUCUGAUGCCCGAGCAGAGAGGCGUGCUCAGCAACAGUCGCACACGGCCACGUCGCUGCGAGGGUGCUAGUCCGGUGCUCUUUGCCGUUGGUGGGGGUAGUCUUUUUGCUAUUCAUGGAGACUGUGAGGCGUACGACACCAGGACGGACCGCUGGCACAUGGUGGCGUCCAUGUCAACACGACGGGCACGAGUCGGAGUGGCUGCUAUCGGAAAUAAACUCUAUGCUGUUGGAGGGUAUGAUGGCACCUCUGAUUUGGCCACUGUAGAAUCAUAUGAUCCAGUAACCAACACGUGGCAGCCUGAGGUCUCCAUGGGAACGAGGAGGAGCUGUUUAGGUGUAGCGGUACUGCAUGGACUGCUUUAUGCUGCCGGAGGAUAUGAUGGUGCUUCCUGUCUCAACAGUGCAGAGAGGUAUGACCCUCUGACCAGUACCUGGACCUCCAUUGCUGCUAUGAGCACCAGGCGGCGAUAUGUCAGAGUGGCCACGCUAGAUGGCAGUCUGUAUGCAGUUGGUGGGUACGACAGCUCCUCCCACUUGGCCACGGUAGAAAAGUACGACCCGCAGAGUAAUACAUGGACUGCCAUUGCCAACAUGCUGAGCAGGAGAAGCAGUGCGGGGGUGGCAGUAUUGGAGGGCAUGCUUUAUGUUGCUGGGGGCAAUGAUGGCACCAGCUGCCUGAAUUCCGUGGAAAGAUACAAUCCAAAAACCAACACCUGGGAAGGAGUGGCGCCCAUGAACAUUCGCAGGAGUACUCAUGACCUGGUUGCCAUGGACGGCUGGCUGUAUGCAGUUGGAGGCAAUGACGGCAGCUCCAGUCUCAAUUCCAUAGAGAAGUACAACCCUCGUAGCAACAAAUGGGUGGCCGCCUCGUGCAUGUUUACGCGCCGAAGCAGCGUGGGAGUCGCCGUCCUGGAGCUGCUUAACUUUCCACCACCUUCCUCUCCCACUCUUUCUGUCUCCUCCACCAGUCUUUGACAAAGGGUAAAGACUCGGCUUAGCUCCAGCGGCCUGCCCUGCGUGGCCAAGAGGCGCAACUGUUCAGUGUGAACACUGAACGAUGAGGAGUGUUUAAUGGGCCAGAGUGCCCUUCCUCAACCUGGAGGAACAUGACGGCAUUCCACAGAUCAUGAGGGUAAACGGUGGGGAAAAAACGCGCUCUCACACACUUCAGACCUCCACGAUCCUCACCCUUGAAAAAACAGUGCUUGAAAGUGCAAAAUAAUAUUGCUCUGCCAUUAUGCGGUCACUUUGUGUGUGAUGUAACUAAAUGUAUAUAUGAUUUAUGUUUAUGAUUUUUUAAAGAUAUUAAUAUAUAUACAAAAAACUACUAUAGGAAUGUAGCUCUUAACAGGAUCUGCCGUGCAUGUUUACAUAAAUUGUCUUGGCAGACAAUAAUAUUGUAGUGCUGCUGUGUCACACUAGGUGGCAGAAAGGUGCACUGCUGCCCCAUCUCACCACAGACUCGCAUGGAAGGUGGCUGUAAAUACACGAGUGUGGUCAAAUCAUGUUAACCUAAUAUAUGUUUAUGUAUUUUCAUAUUUUUUAUUUAUCUACUGUAAUAUAUCAACAUAUGACACUAUUGUUUGAAAGACCACCUCUGUCUUUAAAGAGGAAAGAUGUAGUUUUUUGGAUAAGCUUACAUAUCAGAGGAGCACAGGUGUUAUGAAGAUUGGUAUGAAAUGUGAAUUUAGGAAGCGAAUCAGGUAUUUUUUUAUCGGUUGUGUUCAGUUGUUAAAAAAUGAAAAGGCCUUCGAGAGUUUGAGCUUGUGUGCAAACUUGAUAACAUGCGUAUAUACAGGGCUGGGGAGUAACGAAAUACACGUAACUUGGUUACGUAUUUAAAAUACAAAAUUUGAGUAUUUCAUUACAGUUACUUUUUAAAUGGUGGUAAUCAAAUUACAGUUACAACCGAAAAGUAUUUUAGAUUACCAAAGUGAUUACUUGGAAUUUCAAUGGCAUUUAUUUCAUUUAAACUUUAUAUUAACUGUAACAGGCAAUUAAUGUAAACAGCAAUCGGUGAUUCUCUGACUCUGGCAUUCUGCAAAAGCAUCCCAAACUACAGUUCUGCUCAUUUUCAUGCCCCUCGCAGAAUAUGCAAAAUUGGAAUAAUUUUAACAAAAUAAGAGGGAUCUGGGUUCAUAGAAAUUGCAUAUUAAUUUGAUUUAGUACUGUUCUGAAUAAGCUAUUUCACGCAAUAUAAGUUUUCAUAUACUCCAUUACACAAUUUGAGCCAAUUUAUACAAAUUGCCACAUAAAAAAAUUGACACCCUGGAAUCUUUAAUGUCUGGUUACCUGAAUGAUCAAAGACUGUUUUCAUGUUUUGCGAGUCCCUUGAUUAAGUCAUUUGUUUAGGUAAUUGCGACUUUUUAUCUCGGAGUUCUUUUAUCUCACAGUUCUGACUUUUUCUAACAAUUGCGAGUUUAUAACUCACAAAUCUGAUAUAUUUUCUUAGAAUUGUGAGAGAUAUACACUCACAAUUGCAUCUGUCAGUCCAAUGAGAGAAAAAUACUGACUUUUUUCAGUAUUGUACUGAAGUUGUAGUCAACUUACUAUACAAAUGUCAAAAUUGCGAGAUCUCGCAAUUGUGAAUUUUUCAUGCAAUUCUGAUUUCAUAACUUGCAACUGCGAGUUUAAAUCUCGCAAUUCUGAAAAAAUGAAAUUUUGUUUUUUUAUUUAGUGAUGGAAACAAGUUUCCAUGAAACACAAUGCAGAAUUCAGAGAAGGGGGUGAAAAUGUUUAAACAGAAUGAUGUGUAAAGAUUUUUUAUUUUGUUUAUAGAUAAUAUUUUUUUCAUUUAGUUCUGCCCUUUACAUUAAGCAUGUAUAACCACAUGUUUCCCAGAAGACAAAAUAGGUACAUUUAGCCUCCAAUUCAAAAAAAGUUUACACACCCCAGCUCUUAAUGCAUUGUGCUGCCUUUUUGAGCAUCAGCAUUUUUCCUUUUCUUUUUUCUAAGAUUGUGUGCUUUUUUGCUUUAAGAUAUAUUGUGGAAAACUAAUGUUGUUUAAAAUAAAAUGCAGAGGAAAAC
Triplophysa rosa is the source of this 4042-nucleotide messenger RNA. RefSeq names its product kelch-like family member 17 (gene klhl17). NCBI's taxonomy places the organism in Eukaryota, Metazoa, Chordata, Actinopteri, Cypriniformes, Nemacheilidae. Bases 215 to 1990 code for a protein of 591 amino acids. The transcript has 12 exons. Gene Ontology annotation, molecular function: protein binding. The record is from RefSeq and is a predicted model, not a curated record.